AUGAACUUCGCACGAACUCGGAUCGUUGCGGCCACACGUGGUUGCUUUCAUCUUCCGACGUUCCAACGCUCGCUGUCGACCAAUACGGACGUCGAUAACAAUGCAUUUGUGCAUAGUAUGUCCAAGGAGCAGGCAAAGAAGGCGUUAGAACGUAGCGCUGCUAUCCGCGCGGACCACUUUGCCGUCAAGAGCGACUUUCCCGUCUCGAGUCAGGGUGAGCAUCAGGUCGACGUGGACGAGGCGAAUCGCAAACGCAUUAUCUACCGCAGUAAACAACGUGGCUGGCUGGAGGUGGAUCUUCUGCUUGGUCGCUGGGCCAGUCAAAACGUCAUGCAGCUCUCAAGUGACGAGUUGCAACAGUACGAAGACAUUUUGAAUGAGGAGACGAUUGACAUUUUUAAUUACAUUUCUGGCAAAAAUGACGUCCCUGAGCGACUAAAUACACCGAUGAUGAAACGGCUUCAGGCGUAUUGUCUCUCGUCUCCGUUAGGGAAGGCGUCCAUUGAAGGAUUUGAGCAGAACAAAAAGUAUAUGAGCAACUAA
Molecule: messenger RNA, 543 nt
Organism: Peronospora farinosa
Lineage: Eukaryota; Oomycota; Peronosporomycetes; Peronosporales; Peronosporaceae
Source: the annotation of a GenBank genome assembly